Didymodactylos carnosus is the source of this 1047-nucleotide messenger RNA. Lineage: Eukaryota; Metazoa; Rotifera; Eurotatoria; Philodinida; Philodinidae. The record is from the annotation of a GenBank genome assembly.
AUGUCUUGCUUAGUCCAUGACAAAAAAUUUCUUGCACAGUUCCAUAGUAUCGUGAAUGAGUUACGAAAGCAGGGAAAACCGAUUGCCGUUAUACGAACUUUACCAAAAACAUGUUGUACAUGUAAAAAAGAACAAUCCGUAGAAAAUGUAAACGUCGACAUUGAUCCAAACCAUACAAAAAUAAAACUAUUAUAUGACAAGAUACUCGCUCAAGCUCCACCUGAUGGUCAUUUGUUAAACUCUUUAAAAUUGUUGAAUGAUAUUGCGAAACAAGGUCAGACGACAACGUCAGAUAUAACAGCAACCAAUGAAACACGUGAAGAAGUUCCUUCUCGUACAUUAGAGUCACAGCCACGUUCACCAUCAUCGUCUUCAACUGAUAAACACAUGUCACGUUCAUCAUCAUCGUCUUCAGCAUCAUCGUCGUCUUCAGCAUCAGAUAGUAGUCAUCAGGAUAGACAAAUAAUCACAGCUGCUCGACAUAUAUCACGUGGUAGAGGACGCGGACGCGGACGCUAUGUGGCUAGACGUGGUAAUUUUCAACAUCAAAAUACAGCAGCAGCAAAGCCACGACGCAAAAAAACAGUAAAAAAAUCUCCAUUAAACGGGAUCUUUCUUUAUUUACCGUACACUACUACUGUAGGUGAAAGUUCACUGUCCGAACGUGAAAAACAACUUAAGCGAGGACGUUUUAUUGGUAAAAAGGGUAGUCAAACAAAGGUAUUGGAAUCCGAUUAUCUUGUCCGUAUUAAUUUUAUAACAAAUACGACCACGAAACAAUUGCAAGAUGAAUUGGAAGCAGCGAAAAAAGCUAUUGAAGAUAAUGAAACAGCAACUAAUGUCAAAAUUGUUGGCCAUGAUGGCAAAACAGCAAAUAGCACAAGUGGUGAAUGGUGUUUUAUACGCAAAAAGAAUAUUAAUAAUACUGCUACCGGUGCCAAUAUAGACAAGGAUGAUGAAGAUAUAAACAAAUUGAUUAAAAAAAUGGAAUCAGCAUGGAAUACAGCAUCAUCCAUUUCGACGAUCAAACGAAGAAAAUUCAAUUAA